AAGUGACCCACGUUGCCAGUGACAGGGGUGGGCUGAGAGUGAUGACGCGGGGCUGAAGAGGCCACGCGGCUGAGGCGCGACAGGCAUCUCUCUGGGCACGGAGCUCGGCGGGAGCGGCGGAGUGGCGCUCCGGUCGCUUGGAGUUCCCUUGAAGGAAGGAGCAGCGGAUCAGGCCUCUAGCAGGGGGCUCAGCAGAGACACUACGAGAAGGACGCUAGCGGCCGCAAAGAUGACAACGUGGAGGGGCAGUAGUGGCAAGGAGAUGAUCUAAAGAAACUAUAUCUGCGAGGCACGAGGGGCGCCGCAGAGGGUGGCGGAGGGGAGCGGCGGGGGAAAAGCUGUGGAGGACCUAAGAGGUAGGGAACCGGCCACAGGGUCGCGGAUGUGAAAGGGUCGUGUCCUGGGCCAUAGAUGUGAAGCGGCAAUGUAGAGGGGCUGAAGCGGAUUCAGAGGAAGAGGAAUGCUUUUUGGAGGAUCCCCAGGGUCUGACCUAGUGAAGGCACCCGAACCGGGCACAUAAGACAUUUCAGGCAGUGACUUCCUCCAUUUGACUAGAAAUGUGGGUCCUUCUCCGAAGUGGGUGCCCCCUCCGCAUCCUGCUGCCCCUGCGUGGGUCGUGGAUGAGUCGGAGGGGCCUGCCACGAAACUUGGCCCCCGGCCCUCCUCGCAGACGGUAUAGGAAAGAGGCUCUCCCCGCCUUGGAGGUACCAGUGUUGCCUGUAACUGCAACUGAAAUACGCCAAUAUUUGCGAGCACAUGGGAUUCCCUUCCAGGAUGGGCACAGCUGCCUUCGGGCACCAAGCCCCUUUGUAGGGGCUUCGAAACUCAAGGACCAGACUGGUGCUACCACUUCCUUCAGUCUCUUUAUUGACAAGACCACAGGCCGCUUCCUCUGCAUGACGAGCCUAGCAGAGGGGAGCUGGGAAGACUUCCAGGCCAGCGUGGAGGGGCGAGGUGAUGGGGCCAGGGAGGGGGUCCUGCUUAGUGAGGCCCCAGAAGCUGAGAACAGUGAGGAGGUCCGGAGGAUCUGGGACCGAGCAAUACCUCUCUGGGAGCUGCCUGAACCAGAGGAGGCUCAACUGGCUCGUGUGAUGUUUGGCCUUACCAAAGUGACAGACGACACACUCAAGCGUUUCAGCGUGCGCUAUCUGCGGCCUGCUCGCAGCCUUGUCUUCCCUUGGUUCUCCCCUGGAGGUUUGGGAUUACGAGGCCUGAAGCUACUAGGGGCUGAAGACCAGGGGGGUAGAGUGCACUAUGUGGAGACCACCAUUCCCCGGCCUGGUUCCUACCACAACCUGUUCGGAUUACCACUGAUCAAUCGUCGAGAUGUUGAGGUGGUACUAACAAGUCGUGAGCUGGACAGCCUGGCCUUGAACCAGUCCACAGGGCUGCCAACCCUUGCCCUACCCCGAGGAACAGCCUGCUUACCCCCUGCCUUGCUUCCUUACCUUGAACAGUUCCGGCGCAUCGUGCUCUGGCUGGGGGAUGACCUUCGGUCCUGGGAAGCUGCCAAGUUGUUUGCCCGAAAACUGAACCCCAAGAGAUGCUCCUUGGUGCGGCCUGGAGACCAGCAGCCCUCUCCCCUGGAGGCUGUGAACCAAGGUUUAAACCUUUCCCGUAUUCUACGUACUGCCCUGCCCGCCUGGCACAAGUCUAUUGUGUCUUUCCGGCAGCUUCGGGAGGAGGUGCUUGGAGAACUGUCAAAUGUGGAGCAGGCAGCCGGCGUUCGCUGGAGCCGCUUCCCAGACCUCAAUCGUCUCUUGAAGGGACAUCGGAAGGGCGAACUGACAGUCUUUACAGGGCCAACAGGCAGUGGAAAGACGACAUUCAUCAGCGAGUAUGCCCUGGAUUUGUGUACGCAGGGGGUGAACACGCUGUGGGGUAGCUUUGAGAUCAGCAAUGUGAGACUAGCCCGGGUCAUGCUGACACAAUUUGCUGUGGGGCGGCUGGAAGAGCAACUGGACAAAUAUGAUGAGUGGGCUGACCGCUUUGAGGACCUGCCCCUCUAUUUCAUGACUUUCCAUGGGCAACAGAGCAUCAGGACUGUAAUAGACACGAUGCAACAUGCAGUCUACGUUUAUGACAUUUGUCAUGUGGUCAUCGACAAUCUGCAAUUUAUGAUGGGUCAUGAGCAGCUAUCCACAGACAGGAUUGCAGCCCAAGACUAUAUCGUUGGGGCCUUUCGGAAGUUUGCAACAGACAGUAGCUGCCAUGUGACACUGGUCAUUCACCCCCGGAAAGAGGAUGAUGAUAAGGAACUACAGACAGCAUCCAUUUUUGGUUCAGCCAAAGCAAGCCAGGAAGCUGACAAUGUUCUGAUCCUGCAAGAUAGGAAGCUGGUAACCGGGCCAGGCAAACGGUAUCUGCAGGUGUCCAAGAACCGUUUUGAUGGAGACGUAGGUGUCUUCCCACUUGAAUUCAACAAGAACUCUCUCACCUUCUGCAUACCACCAAAGAGCAAGGCGCGGCUCAAGAAGAUCAAGGAUGACAAUGGGCUGGUGGCCAAAAAGCCCUCUUCUGGCAAAAAGGGGGCUAUGUCCCAGAUCUCUGAGACCUGCUCAGGCCAGGCCCCCAACCCCUGCCAGCCAGACCUCUCCAAGCCUUCAAGGUGAAGGCAUUGCAGAGCUGGACACUAAAACGAGCCUAGCAGGACAGGCUGGGGUGGAGACUCUUUCUUACUCCUCUGCUAGGGCUGCCACUGUCUUGUGGUCCUGAGCUAUGGGCCAUUCUCAGUCUGAGGGGCCACGCCUAGAGCAGGGUUCCAUUGCAAGAGAAUUCAAUUUAGCAGAUAUUUGAGAACCACUGGGUGCCAGACUUUGUUCUAGAUCACUGACAAGACAGAUGAGGUCCCUGCUUCCACAGAACCUGUAAUCUGGUAGAGGAGACAAAACAAGCAGUGAACAUAUAUACAUGAAACAUAAUUUUAGAUAGUGAAAAAUGCUCUAAAGAAAAAGACAGUAAUGUGAUAGUGCUUACAGACUAGUUUAAAUUAAGGUCUGAAAAGGUGUCUCUGAUCAGAGGACAUUUGAGCUGGGGCCACAAGAACUAGGAUUGAGCCAUUUGAACAUCUGGAGAAAGAGGGAUCCAGGCAGAGGGAAAAGUAAAUACAGAGGCCCUGAGGUAGGAACAAGCAGGUUGAGUUCAAAGCAGUGGGGUCAGACCCCCUGAAUGAGCAGGUUGAGUUCAAAACAGUGGGGUCAGGCCCCCUGACUUCCUGCCAAAACUUUAGCCCAGGCUUUCAAAGCCAAGGGUGACAUGGUAGGUACCAAGUUCCUCUACUCCCCACUCUUGAGCCUGCGGUGGUGCUUACUACCAUUAGGUCUGGGUGCUUGGCCUUUGUGAUACCAGGGCCUCAAAGGUGGAAGCUUGGCGAGAGUCAUGGAAGGAAGCUGGGAGCCCAGAGUGCCUGCCACCUGGACACUGGUCCCAUGGUAUGCUGCCUUAGACUGCUGGAGUGGAUGCAAUCAUGACUUUUUUGUAGAGCCUUUUCUAGUUUUACUGAAAAAAAAAAAUUUUUUUUUUCCA
Camelus dromedarius (Arabian camel) is the source of this 3525-nucleotide messenger RNA. RefSeq names its product twinkle mtDNA helicase (gene TWNK). The transcript has 5 exons. The record is from RefSeq and is a predicted model, not a curated record. Gene Ontology annotation, biological process: mitochondrial DNA replication. Lineage: Eukaryota; Metazoa; Chordata; Mammalia; Artiodactyla; Camelidae. Gene Ontology annotation, molecular function: single-stranded DNA binding; 5'-3' DNA helicase activity; ATP binding. Bases 558 to 2612 code for a protein of 684 amino acids. Gene Ontology annotation, cellular component: mitochondrion.